CCAAACCAAAAGGCGGUGGAGGCUGAUCCAAGCGCCAACGUCAGCACCAAAACGCGGCCGUCUCGCCCGCCCUCGCCUACCCCGCCGCCGCCACUUCCACCACCGCGCCUCCGCCGCGAAGAAGAGGAAGCGACCCGAUUCGAAAGAGGAAAGCGAAGCUCUCACCCGCCCGUGCCCGCCGAAGCUAGCCGAACCGGAAAGCGAGAGAGAGAGAGGAGACAGAAGGGAGGAUGCCGACGGUGACCUGCAACGCGUGCAACGCGGGGUUCGACGAGGAGGAGCAGCAGCGGCUCCACUACCGCUCCGAAUGGCACCGCUACAACCUCAAGCGCAAGGUGGCUGGAGUACCCGGUGUGACAGAGGCACUAUUUUUGGCAAGACAAGCUGCAUUAGCAGAGGGGAGCAAGCCUAUUAGCACUCCAAUGCUUUACAGCUGCGCUCUUUGUGGAAAGGAGUACAGGAGCUCGAAAGCUCAUGAGCAGCAUCUUAACUCGCGAUCACAUCUUAUGAGAGCCUCUCAGGAGCCUGAUGCCUCCAUUGCUGGAAUUACAAUAGUCAAGCCACGUCCUGAGCGAGUUCCUCGUAGAGGCCCGUCUGUGGUAGAAGAGGAGGAAGAUGAAGAUGAGGAGGAAGAGUGGGUUGAAGUUGACCCAAGUGAAAUGGAGUUGGCUGAUGAGUCUACUUCAAACAUGCAAGUAGAUGAACAUUCCUCCAAAUCAAAUGAUGACAUGUAUGAAUUUGAAGAGUUGGAUCCCUCAUUCUGUUUCAUGUGUGACAUCAAGCAUGAGACCAUAGAAGACUGCAUGGUCCACAUGCACAAAAAGCAUGGGUUUUUCAUACCUGACAGUGAAUACUUGAAGGAUCCCAAUGGUCUUCUUACUUAUGUUGGAUUGAAGGUGAAGCGUGAUUUUAUCUGCCUCUACUGCAAUGACAUAUGCCAGCCCUUCCAAAGUCUAGAGGCUGUCAGGAAACACAUGGAUGCGAAGGGUCAUUGCAAAUUACGCUAUGGAGAUGGUGGAGAAGAUGAAGAUGCCAACCUUGAGGAUUUCUACGAUUACAGCAGCAGUUACGUUGAUGUGGAAGGUAAGCAGUUGAUUGCUGCUGAUGACACUAACAAUAACAUUGAGCUGGGAAGUAGUGGGUCUGAGCUGGUAAUAACGAACAAGAGUGACAAAGGAACUCGUGUUAGAACUCUAGGUUCUCGGGAAUUUAUUCGCUACUACCGCCAGAAACCACGGCCUUCUGUUGCAACAGACCGUGCUCUUGCUCUUUCCCUGGCUUCCAGCUACAAGAGCAUGGGUUUGGUGACAGUUCAGUCUAAGGAGCAAAUGGUAAGGUUGAAAGUUCUCCGAGCAAUGAACAGAACCGGGGUCGAGACGAUGCGAACCAAGAUUGGAAUGAAGAGCAAUGUGAUCCGAAACCUCCCUAAGAAUUGCCCGUAUUAGUUGAUACCCCCUUCGAGUGGGAGCCAAGCCUGUCUGGAGCUUCUCUAUGAUGUUUAUGGUGGUGUCUUAUCUCUUAUGGCUUUUUGUCCAUCACUGAUCAAUGUGGUGCUUAAGAUAUUUUCAAAUAGGAAUGUACCUUCCAUACAAUAUCUUUUGUUGAAUUUUAUGAGUUGCGGAAGCAGAUAUUAUAUUCAUAUUCAUAUCUCUAUGACGUUUA
Molecule: messenger RNA, 1662 nt
Organism: Phragmites australis (common reed)
Lineage: Eukaryota; Viridiplantae; Streptophyta; Magnoliopsida; Poales; Poaceae
Product: cytoplasmic 60S subunit biogenesis factor REI1 homolog 1-like
Exons: 5
Coding region: 231-1445 (404 amino acids)
Biological process (GO): ribosomal large subunit biogenesis
Cellular component (GO): preribosome, large subunit precursor
Source: RefSeq, a predicted model, not a curated record